Messenger RNA from Trematomus bernacchii (emerald rockcod), 2382 nucleotides. It is a transcript of the gene pnpla3, whose product is annotated as patatin-like phospholipase domain containing 3. Gene Ontology annotation, cellular component: cytoplasm; membrane; lipid droplet. The coding region runs from base 44 to 1435 and encodes 463 amino acids. The transcript has 9 exons. NCBI's taxonomy places the organism in Eukaryota, Metazoa, Chordata, Actinopteri, Perciformes, Nototheniidae. Gene Ontology annotation, molecular function: triacylglycerol lipase activity. Gene Ontology annotation, biological process: triglyceride catabolic process; positive regulation of triglyceride catabolic process; lipid homeostasis. The record is from RefSeq and is a predicted model, not a curated record.
UCCGCCGGUGAGGUCGACUUUCUGUGCGCUGUCAGUGCUCCUGAUGGUCGACUUAAAUGGCGGCUGGAACCUGUCUUUCGCCGGUUGCGGGUUUCUGGGGAUUUACCACAUCGGAGUUGCUAGCUGCCUGCUGGAAAAGGCGCCCUAUCUUCUGAAAGGGGCAACCAAGUUAUACGGAGCCUCGGCCGGUGCUCUGACCGCCUCGGUGCUCGCCAGCCAAGCAUCCAUAAUAAAAUGUUGUGAAGAUGUGAUCGAGGUGGCCAAAGAGGCCAGGAAGAGGAACCUCGGCCCCCUUCACCCCAGCUUCAAUCUGGUCAAGGUGAUAAAGUCUGGCCUGGAUCGAGACCUGCCCUCCGACGCUCAUAUCCUGGUCUCGGGGCGGCUCUGUGUUUCGCUCACCAGAGUGUCCGACGGGAAAAACGUCAUAGUGUCAGAGUUUAACUCCAAAGAUGAACUCAUCCAGGCGCUGGUCUGUAGCUGUUUUAUUCCGAUCUACUGCGGGCUGAUUCCUCCUUCCUUCAGAGGAGUGCGUUACGUGGAUGGGGGAAUCAGUGACAACCUGCCGCAGUCGGAGCUGAAGAACACCAUCACCAUCUCUCCCUUCUCCGGCGAGUGUGACAUCUGUCCCCGCGACAACUCCACCAGCUUCCACGAGCUGCGCUUCACCAACACCAGCAUCCAGAUGAACAUGGGCAACAUGUACCGCCUCAGCAGGGCCCUUUUCCCCCCCGAGCCCAAGAUACUGGCUGAGAUGUGUCAGAGCGGUUAUAAGGAUGCUCUUCGCUUCCUAGAAGACAACAACCUGAUUAUGCCGGAUCAUCCGACAGCGGGCCCCUCUCUGCCCGAGCCCCCCUGCUGCUGCCAGCAUACGGAGACCAACAAAGAGAGGGUGCUCCGGAGGCUCCGCCUACUGCGGAAACAGCACUGGUGGCUGGAUGAGCAGAUCAACCUGCCCACGCCCAUCAAGAAAGUGUUCUGCGAGGCCUGCCAAGACAAACCUGGCUUGUACGCCAAGGUGUCCGAGCUGCUGCCAGUGAGAGUGGCCUCCUACCUGCUCAUGCCAUGCACACUUCCUGUACAGUCGGCCUACUCAGUGGCCCAGAGGUUAUUAGAGUGGAUCCCAGAGGUGCCAGCUGAUAUGCGCUGGCUGGUGGGGAUGGCAGGUAGCGUGUACCAGCAGGCCUGGAAAGGAGCACCAGCCAACCCCAUCAGUGAGCCUGGGCUGAGGAAAUGCUUGAGUGCGCCGCCUCUACUGACAGAAUGUGACGAACCCAUGCAGAGAGACCACCUGCCCGCACUUUCCUCCCUCGAUCUCCAUGGCAGCUACUGGGAGAUCCCCAAAUCUACCUCCUCCUCACCCCAUCAUCAUCCUCACACUGCCCCCUCCUCACCGCAACAAGUCUGCUUUUUUGUCGGCUCACAGGACGAACAUUAGAGCCAUUUAAACUGAUUCAGGAACUGCACUUUGACGACGAUGCAGACACAUUUCCACUUUCUGUGGAGCUGGUGGAUUGAUGGGCGGUAGAACAAUUUGAGCAAUAAGCAAUGGUGUUACAAGGACACACACUUGUAGCACUAACUGUAUUAGAUUUGACUGAGUGCUCUCUGGAAAACAGCUGCACAACUCACUCAGGUGUGUUUGAUGACCUGUUUUAAUAAACAGCACAGAACUGUGUCUAAUUGUACAACUACAACUCUACCUACCUGUUUAAAACUAUUCAGAAGUAGCAUGCAAUCCUCAUUCCCAUACAGCUGAUUUAAUUAAUUGUUUAAACUUUUGAUCAUGUGAAUUUGAACUGUUUUAUGAAAUUGCAACGCCACCACAUAAUGAUUUUAAAGUUAAAUGAUACACCUUAUGGCAGCAAUGUUGGAAGUCUGCCGGGCAACUUCUUAAAAAAAUGUAAAGUCAGAAAUAUGUAAUUUAAUUUUUAAUCCAACAUGUUUUUGACAGUGUUCCAUCUGUGGCUAUGGCUACAGAUAAAGCUCGGGCUUUCUUAUACUAUAGUGAGACGGUUAUUAUAACCAAAGCUACAAAAAAAGUUUUAAUGAACUAAAGUGUCCUUCAGUAUUCUCUUUACGAAGAAUAGACAGUUCACUGCCUCACAGAACUAUAAAUAUUGAGGCAAAUAAAACAAGUCACUUUACUCACUGAUCAGCCACAUUACUGAGUCUCACGCUGGUUAAAUUAUUGACACAAACCCUCUGUAGAGUUCCUUGUUGUUACUCAAUUUGCCAAAAUGAAAUACUUAUGCUGACUGUGCUAAUCAACAGUGUUAAUGCAAUAUAUCGGUGUUAUCAGGGUGUUUUAGAUCACUCAUAACUUGAAAGUAAAAAGAUGUUUUUUCACUGUGAUUCUCUCUUUUGAUUAAAUAUUUGAAUUGA